AUGUCCGAUCGCAAAACGACACUUCCACCUCAUGCACCACCUACUGAGAGCACGCGUGGGGGCCUUCACCACCCAACGCUUCAUGAAAUCCAGACAGAUUCGAUAUCUUCUUUAGCCAGAACGUACUGGACAAGCAAGGAACCGUCUGAGAGAGAAUGGCUACCCGUCAUUGUCGAGCAAAUAUACUGCGAAGAAUUGGAAAAUAAACGAUUUGAGACCAGAAAACUAAUGUUACUUGAAUUCAGUCAAUACUUGGAGAAGUAUUUAUGGCCUAAUUACAAUGCUGACAAUGCCACACUAGCACACGUAUUAUCGAUCGUAUUGAUGGUCAUCGAAAAGUUCAGAGAACGAGUAGCUGCUUGGGAUAUCUUUGUUCAGCUACCAGACGAAUUUCCUAAAUUUUUCAAUCGAGUACUGCACCUAGCCAUAGCACCGGUUGAGGAGAUAUCACUGCAAAUGAAGAGGUUUCUACUGAUCUUUUUAAUUCACGCAUUUCAAAGUUUAGAGAAUCCAUUGGUGAGGGUAGAGUGUAUGAGGGUUGUGUCAGUGUCGAUAUGGCAUUGUUUCGCUAUGUCAUCACGCCGAGAACAGGAGUUCAAAUUACAUAGUCAUUUACGUAAAGUUUGGAAAAGAUCAACGAAGAAAUUAGAGGAAGCAGUCUCGGACGAUGCGCUUGCAUAUUGUGAGAGGUUCAUCGAGUUUAUGAUUGACCUAGAAGCACAAUUGCCGACAAGAAGAUAUUUCAAUGCGUUACUGGAUGAUCAUCAGCUUAUCGUACUAUGUACAUUGUCCCCGUUGAUGAAACGCAAAGAGGGAAACGAAUUAUUUAAGCAGUUAUUGGAGAUAUUGAAGUUUUAUGCUGGAUUUGAGAUACAUGAUCACACUGGUUUGGCAUUAACAGACGAUGAAAUGACGGAGCUGCAUUGCAAAAAGCUAACCAAUUUACAGCAUAUUGCUUUCCAACACUUUGGUGAUAAAUUAAAACUAUUGGCAUUGGCAAACUUGUCCUCAAUUGAGCGGCGACCGGAUCUCUAUAGGCACUUCAAUGCUAUAGAUCAUCCAGAAAUCAUCAAGCUCUGUGAACUUCUAAAUAUAAGAACAACGAGGCUGAACGAUAAUAGUCCAUACGAUAAGGAUUUUCUCAUAGAAGUAUUAAUUGGAAGGUUUGAGAAGCGAACGAGUCAAAUAGACGCGAUAAAUGCCAUGCCUUUAUAUCCGGAUGAAAACGCGCUAUUUGACGAUGCAGUAGUGAAAACACAGUUCUAUUCCGGAGAGACUCCGUUAGCACUUCCUAAGCUCAACCUUCAAUUCCUUACGCUUCAUGACUAUCUAUUAAGGAAUUUUAACCUGUUUCGACUGGAGAGUACGUAUGAAAUCAGACAAGAUGUGGAAGAUGUUGUCAAAAGAUUAGCACCGAGAAUCAGCUAUCCUUCAUAUGAAACGGAAUUCAGCGGAUGGGCACGCAUGGCGGUAGAGAUUGAGAGAUUCAGCAUUGUCGAAGUUGCAAAGCCUAAUCUUGGGGAAUCGAAACCGUCCCAAGUUAAAGCGGAUAUUACAUUUAACAUAGGUCGAUAUACAGAAUCGAUACGAAACGAAUGGGACUCCUUGAAACAACACGACGUGCUUUUUUUACUAACGAUUCAAGCUCACGAACAAACCGGCGAGAAAUACCAGGAUGAUAUGCCUUUCAGAUCACAUUUUGGGCUGAAGUAUGUACGCGGUUGUGAGAUUAGCGCUAUCAUCGGUGAUGAUGGUAAACCUAUUGAUGAAGUAGGAAAGCCACGCGUGGAAGAUCGACGGCCCAAGAUUAGUGGAAAUCACCGAACAAUACGCGUCCUACUUGACACUAACCAAUACCAGAUUGAUAUAAGUAACUAUUCAAUGAAAAAGGAAGAAGAUGUUUAUGAGACAUUUAACGUGCUCAUGAGACGCAAACCUAAAGAAAAUAAUUUCAAGGCUGUCUUAGAGACGAUUCGUGACCUUAUGCAAAGUGAACUUGUGGUUCCUGAAUGGCUGCAUAACAUAUUUCUUGGUUAUGGUGACCCUGGGAGUGCUCAUUAUACGUGGAUGCCUAGUUUACCAAAAGAAAUAGACUUUCAUGACACUUUUCUGGAUUAUAACCAUUUGAAAGAGAGCUUCCCAGGAAUGAUGAUUACACCGGCAGAAGGGUUUACCGAACCAAUACCUCCUUACGUUCUUCGCUUUCCAGAUGUCUCCGAAUCUUUACCUCCCGUAAGAGGAAAAGCCGGAGAACGUGGUAAUAGGUCUGAGAUGAAAUUAGACCAGAAGAUAAUAACGAGAACGUAUACAUUGCCUAACAUGGGGCCAUAUCCCUUCAACCAACCAAGAAAGAACAUAAUAAAAUUCACGCCAGUACAAGUGGAGGCCAUUCGCGCAGGGACAAACCCCGGCCUCACAAUGGUAGUCGGUCCACCUGGUACAGGGAAGACGGAUGUCGCAGUACAGAUAAUUGCCAAUUUAUAUCGCAAUUUUCCCGAUCAGCAUACCUUACUAGUAACACACAGCAACCAGGCAUUGAAUCAAUUAUUCGAAAAGAUAAUGGCACUUGAUGUUGAUGAACGUCAUUUGUUGCGUCUGGGACAUGGUGAAGAGGAGCUUAAUACAGAAUUGAGUUUCAGUAAAUACGGACGUGUGAAUUCUUUUUUGGAAAAACGCUUGGCGUUGCUGGAAGAGGUAGACAGGCUUGCUAAAUCUUUAGACAUCGGUGGUGAACAUGGCUAUACAUGUGAGACAGCCGGAUACUUUUAUUUGUAUCAUAUAUUAUCUCGUUGGGAACCCUACAUUGAUAAAGUUCGGCAGGGCCUCGAAAGUGGGAAUGGCAAAGUCGAAAUGAUACGUGAUGAGUUCCCUUUCAUGGCGUAUUUCGCCAAUGCACCUCAACCGCUAUUCCCCCCUGAUGCUAAUUAUAGCGAAACGGUAGAGAUUGCAGAGGGAUGCUUUCGGCAUCUAGAGAAAAUCUUUACGGAAUUAGAGGAAAUUCGUGGAUUUGAAUUGUUACGGACUAGCUACGAUCGAGCAAAUUAUCUCUUGACUAAAGAGGCCAAGAUCAUUGCCAUGACCUGUACACAUGCUGCCCUGAAGCGUCGUGAACUAGCGUCAUUAGGCUUCAAAUACGACAACGUGGUAAUGGAAGAAGCUGCACAAAUUCUUGAAGUCGAAACGUUCAUACCUUUGUUACUUCAAGAUCCUGAAGAUGGGCGAAGUCGAUUAAAAAGGGUAAUUCUAAUAGGAGACCAUAAUCAAUUGCCUCCCGUCGUAAAAAACAUGGCAUUUCAACAAUAUGGGAACAUGGAACAAAGUUUGUUCACACGUUUUGUGCGCCUCGGUGUUCCAACUGUCGAUCUAGAUGCUCAAGGCCGUGCUAGACCGCCGAUAGCAAAGUUGUAUAAUUGGCGAUAUAAGAAUCUCGGUGAUCUUCCGGUCAUCACAAAACAAGAAGAAUAUCAACGAGCAAAUGCAGGCUUUACCUAUGAAUAUCAGUUGAUUAAUGUUGGAAAUUAUAUGGGAAAGGGUGAGACAGAACCAGUGCCAUAUUUCUAUCAGAACCUCGGUGAAGCCGAAUUCAUUGUCGCCGUAUAUCAAUAUAUGCGAUUGCUAGGAUAUCCAGCUGAGAAGAUCUCGAUACUUACCACUUACAAUGGCCAAAAAGCAUUAAUCCGGGAUGUUCUGAACAAAAGGUGUUCGUGGAAUCCAUUAUUUGGCCGUCCUGCCAAAGUGGCCACUGUAGAUAAAUUUCAGGGACAACAGAACGAUUAUAUAUUGCUGUCUCUUGUUCGCACGCGUUCUGUUGGCCAUAUUCGGGACGUAAGACGUCUGAUAGUGGCUAUGUCACGCGCUCGUUUGGGCUUAUAUGUAUUCUGUCGGCGUGCAUUGUUUGAGAACUGCUAUGAACUUACGCCAACACUCAAUCAGUUACUGCAACGACCGGAUAAGCUCAUGUUGGAACUUAACGAGAUGUGGCCUUCGCAAAGAGAUGUUGAAAAUCACGAUCAACCUUUCACAAUCGAUAGCGUCGAGCAUAUCGGUCAGUAUGUAUAUCAGAUGAUGAAAGAACAAUUAGAUUAUGCUAAGCAGCAGAAAACAGAAUUAGAACAAGGAAUGGUCGUGUCUUGA
Paraglomus brasilianum is the source of this 4134-nucleotide messenger RNA. Lineage: Eukaryota; Fungi; Glomeromycota; Glomeromycetes; Paraglomerales; Paraglomeraceae. The record is from the annotation of a GenBank genome assembly.